AUGUAAACAAGCAACCAAGAACCGCUUGGUUUUUUGUCUAAUUUGUGAUUAAUAACCCCGUUUUCGUGGUUUUUCGUCAGGAAUUUCCAUUCCCAUUGAUUGGAAAUUAUUUCCAUCAAAUGGCGAAAGAGACGAAGCCUGACAAGUCAUUUUUUAAUUUAAAAAUUUUAUUUUGAAAUGUAAAACAUCUGGAGAAGAUGGAAAAUAAGCUUCUCUGCGCCGCAAUCGAGCAGCAAGACCUCAGUUGGGCCACUUUUCUGCUGGGAGAGCUGAACGCCGAGCCGAACAAAAUCGACCCUGAGAGCGGCAUCGCGGCCAUCCACCUGGCCGUCGGCAUGUCUUCAGCCUUAUCGGCGCAAUUCGUCCAAACCCUUCUCUCCUUCGGCGCCGAUCCGAACCUCAGGUCGGCAGACGGCUGCACGCCUUUGCACAUCGCGGCCGGCUGGUCCAAGACGGAAAUCAUGCAGAUUCUGCUCAAGAGUGGCGCCGAUCCGGAUCUAAAAGACUCGGAAGGCCUGACGCCCAUGGACUACGCCGUCGAGCAGGGAAACUUUGAGGUCCUUAACGUCCUUCGAUGGCAUUGCAAAGAGACGGAAAUGGAGGAACUUCAGGACCAAUUUACUUAUGAAAGAGUUGAAAUCGAAGAUGCCGAGACAGUCUACUCUUUGGCUUUAUCUUUGGAAGAUGUCAGGCUGGAGGAGCCAGUGUCCAAAAAAUGGUGUGACGUCGAAUCGAGGAGCGAUGCAAAGCCCGACGUUUGCUUAUCAGACGACGAGUUUAAAAGCUGCGUCAGCUCGUUGUCAGUCGUGUCCCAGGUUUUCCGAUACACAGACCGCACCACAGGCGUCUCACUCAUCGAGAAAAGACUCAACAGUGCGAUGGGUGCGGUUGCCGGAAAAGAACAGAGCCAGGCCUCGGAAGACGUUAGAGGGUCGCGGAACAGCCUGGUGUCGAUUUCUUCGGAGCUUGGCUACAGUUCCGACCACUUGUCGAGUGCCUUGCGGGAGAAAGGAGCGAAACCUGGUCCAAUCACCAAUUCCACAAAGGCCGUCUACGCCAGGCAACUGGCUCGGCUUAAGAAGGGACGGAAAGGGCAGCAAAUUGAACAGGAAAACACGACAAAAUUCAGCCGGGAGCUCGAAAAGACCCUGAAAGACCCUUCGUCCUUCGACCCCGCUCCGGCUUUGGCCCUGGAGCAGCGGUUGGCGACGGAAUUCACGUCCUCAGUGCAAAAAGGGAGGGAACUGCGGGGCGGGCACCUGAAAACCAGCUUCACCUACCUCUUGCUCGACCCCAGGGUGACCCUGAACCUUCCCCUCCGCGCCCACGACCUGGGUCCUAAGGAGACCUGGAGAACUUUCAUUCAGAGCGUGUUUUACGUCGGUAAGGGGAAGCGUUCCAGGCCCUACUGCCACCUGAAUGAGGCGAUCGCCGCCUGGAAAGGGGAGGAUCAGGGUCGACCUGAGCCCGGAGCAAAGAUCAAGCGCAUCCUGGACAUCUGGAAGGCUGGGUGUGGAGUCGUCUGCCUCCACGUCUUUCACAGCGUCAUCCCUGUCGAGGCGCACACCAGGGAGGCCGCCAUGAUUGAUGCGAUAGGGUUGUCGAACCUGUGCAACAUGAAAGGUGGCGAGUACUACGGCGUGGUGUCGACCAAGUCGGCGAAGGAGCAGUGCCACUUUGGAGUUCACCUGCUGCGCAACGCAAUGAACAUUUUCCUCUACGAAGGGGAGAGACAGUUGUUUCCCUCCGACAUCAGCUAGUCGAUGCCAAUUUUCCGUUUUCUACGCGAUCUCAGACUGAUUUUCCUUUUUUAUUUAUACAAACACGAAAGAUUUGUAAAUUGUAGCAAGUGUGUCUUUUUUGUGAUCUUGGUUUGAUUUUUAAAUCUUUUAGUCAAUAAAACGAAGGAUAUUUUUUAUUUUGUGA
Messenger RNA from Cloeon dipterum, 1926 nucleotides. RefSeq names its product ankyrin repeat and LEM domain-containing protein 1-like. Gene Ontology annotation, molecular function: protein binding; DNA endonuclease activity. Gene Ontology annotation, biological process: double-strand break repair via homologous recombination; resolution of meiotic recombination intermediates. The transcript has 9 exons. Gene Ontology annotation, cellular component: nucleoplasm; cytoplasm. Bases 198 to 1760 code for a protein of 520 amino acids. The record is from RefSeq and is a predicted model, not a curated record. Lineage: Eukaryota; Metazoa; Arthropoda; Insecta; Ephemeroptera; Baetidae.